CUAGGCAUGCAGACUGCUUCCAGAAACAUUUGUGAAAGAAUGGUGCGCUCUCAGGAGCUCAGUAAAUUCAAGCGUGGUACCGUGAUAGGUUGCCAUCUGUGCAUUAGGUCCAUCCGUGACAUUUCCUUGCUACUAAAUGUUCUACGGUCAACUGAUAGUGGUAUUAUAACAAAGUGGAAGCAACUGGGAACAACAGCAACUCAGCCCGCCACUGGACACUAGAGGACACUAGAGGAGUGUCAAAUCACGCUUCUCAGUAUGGCAAUCUGACAGUUGCCAGGAGAAUGGUACUUGCCUUACUGCACUGUGCCAAGUGAAA
Messenger RNA from Staurois parvus, 319 nucleotides. Lineage: Eukaryota; Metazoa; Chordata; Amphibia; Anura; Ranidae. The record is from the annotation of a GenBank genome assembly.